CAAGCUCUACUCAUUGUGUUCAGAAAUACAGUAACCAUUAUUGUCACUUGGAAUGGUUUGCACCAACAAUGGAUUCAACCAACAAUGAAGCUACCAACAACCAGAGUACGAGAAGCAUCGUCCCGUCUUCAUCAAGUGGGCAGAGGAGGGCGCCUUGUUCUGUUCUUUACUGGUGGGCGAGGAAUAUCCAUGUUGGUGGGGAAGAUGCUGACUAGAAACAAGGUGGCAAUGGCAAAGUCAGCUGGAGUGGCUCGCUAUGCGUGGGGAAGCUACAGAGAGGUGAAUAUCCAGCCAACUGAAACUCCAAAUCUGUUCUUAUUCACUUUCAAUAGUAUGGAGAUCAGGGAUAGAAACAAUCGAACCGAUCCAUGUUGCACACCUCCAUGGCCAUUGAGAACGAUCAUGAUUCAAAGUUUUAACCAGCACCAGACAGUCGGAUUGGACCGUACACUCGGAUCCAUAUUCUUGAGCUAAUUUCACUCCUUUAAGAAGGGCCUAAAAGCGAGAGCCUCGCUUCCUAAUGAUUAGAUUAAUAUUCUUGAUCUCAUUUCUUAUUUUCUUUAGAAUUGUAACCGGGUUUCUCGUCUUUCAUUUGAAUUUGAUUGGUGGAAUAAAAGCAGGUAAUGACGGUAAAAAAAAAUGGUUUGCACAAACCAGCAGGUACUUUUCCCUUUUCUUGUUGGAACAACGUUCUUCUGAAUAGUAGCGUAUACUUCAUUGUUAAGUUUUCCUUGCAAGAAACAAAAAGUUAAAAGUUCUGAUUUUUAAUCAUACCACCAAAGACAAACAGUAAAACAAACACAUCAAAAGUGGAGACGACACAGACUAAAACAUCAGGUCAACGGCUAGUUUUUCCACUACUACUUUUUGGGAUAAUUAUCGUGCAAAUCAAAUCAGUUAACCCAGUAAGCAGACCGAGAAAAGGAAAACCCUAUUCGAAUCUCGAUAACCCAUCUAAGAAAUCGGAAUUAAAAAGGGCUUCCGAAUAAAAAGGCUUCCACUUCUCCACUAGGAAGCAAGGCUGCGGUUUCUCUGCGGUCAUCGAAUAUCCCCACGAACCCAAUAGAAAAAUACUGAGAUACAGCAGCCAGCCGCAAGCUCGACAGCUAAAGCAGAGAAUAUUUGUGGAUGGUUUUCUAAAGCUUUCAUUUUCGGAUCAAAGUUCCCUACUGCCUACUGCCAUGUCUCGGUAAUCAACUCCUCCCGUUUCUUUGUUUAUUCAUUACUCUUGGCUGCGAUCGAAGCGGAAGGAAUAGUCGCAUUGCUGUGAAAAUUUUGUUUCUUUCCGGUGUUUAGCUGGUAUUGAUUGAUUUUCUGAAUUGACUGUGUAGAAAGAUCAUGUGGGUUCUGUGAUCCACUGCGAUAAGUUGCUUAUCAAUGUAUUUUAUUAGCGAUUCCUGCUCGGGAGUAGAAUUUGAAUCUCGGCUACGUAGGUGUGGUCAAAGCCAAGUCGUUGUCGGUUGUCAUCACAUUGUCCAGAGCUUCUGUUCUGCGUAAUUUUAACUGUCCGUUAUUGCCCAUCACCGGAACCCUAAUUUAACAUAGUGGGUGAUUUCAUCUACCAGUUAGGGCAUUGCUUAGAGUACAAAUUGUGCCCAUCCUUUUGAAUGUGUUUAAGGUUUUUGCUUUACUUUUGAUGCUUAUCAUUUCGUUCUUACCCGGAAGCAUUCGUUUAAUUAUAUGGUUGAAAGUUCAAAACUUUCCUGUGAUCUCACCCUUUUGUUGGUCAGAAUAUGGGCGGAUAUGCGGAUAUCUGGCCGGCACUUCUAAUGUUUGGAUUGCUGUCUAUGUGGUGCUCGCUUAGUUGCCGUUUGUGCAAAUCAUCACCUGAAAUAGGGCAUUGAAUUGAUCGUCUUUCAGUUGCAUUUCAAGCUUGCAACUUUUAACUGUAUUGGUACAUUCUGCUUAUUACAAAUAGUAGGCAUCUAUGCUCAUAGUUAUGCAUGAUGCCAUGUACCACAGCAUUUCCUCUCCCAACCUUAUCUUGUGGACAUUGAAUUGAUCGUCUUUCAGUUGCAUUUGAAGCUUGCAACUUUUACCUGUAUUGGUACAUUCUGCUUAUUACAAGUAGUUGGCAUCUAUGCCCGUAGUUAAGCGUGAUGCUAUGUACCACAACAGUUCCUCUCCCUACCUUAUCUUGUUUAAGCUCGGUUAUGGACAUGGAGUUAAUUUCUUAUGUGCUUCUGUGGUUUUUCAUCUCUUCUUAAUAUUUGGAGACACUCUUUGCUGUAUUAAUAUUUAGUUUAUUUUGGCGUUAUCACUUUUCUGGAUUAUUGUCAUACUUUGAUCUGUUCCUCAUAGCUACCCUGUCUUGUUGCUUCUGAUUCGUUUCACAAUCUGUGCAGUCCAUCAUGGCUGGUCGAUGGUAGAAGAAUAGCCAGAAAAAUUAAGAGUGCAUCUGAUCCUGAAAAAGUCAAAUGGGAGAGCAACCCAACCAAAUCUUGUCCAAAUUGCCAUCACAUUAUUGACAACAGUGAUGUACGUGUCUUUUGACUUCGUUCAUUUACUCUUAUGUUAUGUUCAACAUUGUAGAGAAACAGAGGUGUUUGUACUCUCAAGGGUCAUAGUCAAAGAAAGGCUUCAAUUAUGGACAUUCACUUCUCUUAUUUAGAAAGACCACUCUUUUCUGGUUCUCUGGUAUCCGUGUUGUAAGUAUACUAUGCAUUCAUUUCUGUCCUUUAGUUGAAACAUUGCAUCACAAUUCACACAUCAAUUGUCUGUGCAAAAGUCAAUUGCGUAAUGUGAGGACCAAUUUUCGUUUGGGUCCCUGAAAAAGUAAAUCUCUUAUAUUUUCUUUGUGUGGAAUGCUGAUAGUACCUUUCCCAUAUCAAAACGAAAGUCAGAGCUAUGAGUCCAAUUCUAUUCUGGCAGAUUUGCAAUGGACGUCUCUUUUCAUGUAUGUGAUUCUAGGCUGUUAUCAAAUCUUAUCUGUUUCUACUGGAAGCUGCAAGGUUCUGUGGACAAUUUAACCAGACAAUUUCAUUAUCUAUCUCCUGUCGUUCUAUGGUAAUUGACCACUGUAAAUCUCAUGAUACGAAAAAUCUCUUAUGCUUUACAGGUUGUUCAAGCAUGGCCUGGAUUACCCAGAGGGGUCAAAUUUGAUCCAACUGACCAGGAAAUCAUCUGGCAUUUACUUGCGAAAUCUGGCUUUGCUUCUCAUAAACCCCAUCCAUUCAUUGAAGAGUUCAUACCAACUGUUGACAAUGAUGAUGGGAUCUGUUACACUCAUCCCAAGAACCUACCAGGCGUGAAACAAGACGGGAGUACAUCUCACUUCUUUCACAGGGCAAUCAAAGCUUACAAUACGGGGACUCGAAAGCGCAGAAAGAUUCAAGGUGACGAUGUUGGUGAUGUUCGCUGGCACAAAACUGGCAGGACUAAGCCGGUGGUCUUGGAUGGUGCGCAGAAAGGUUGUAAGAAAAUAAUGGUUCUCUACACUAGUUUGGUAAGGGGAGGUAAAGCUGAGAAAACAAACUGGGUGAUGCAUCAGUACCACCUUGGAACGGGCGAGGACGAGAAUGAUGGGGAAUAUGUGAUUUCAAAGAUAUUUUAUCAGCAACAACAACAAGCUAACAAGGCCAAUAAAACUGAAGAAGAGCUAUCUGAAACUAUUGAUCAUGCCUUGAUUACAAAUGUAGAUCCAGUCACUCCCAUGUCCGUCACACCUGAUCCUCCUCUCCAUGAGAGGCGUUUUUGUGAUACUGACCUUGUGAAAGUCUCUGCAAUUGCUGAUCCUUAUCUUCAGUAUACGGAGCUUGAACAUCUAGAUGAUGAGGUUCAGCCCCUGACUGAAAACCCUAGUUGCAAUGAUCUGGUGCCAGUGACUGAAUAUCAAGACUUAGAUAACAACAAAGACUCUGGCGAGGAAGAAGCGAAAUGGUGGGACGGUGAGUCACAGAACUUGUUGGAUUCGCAACAGAUGGUAGAAGGUCUGUCCGUAUGUGAAGAGUUCCUUCAGAGCCAGUCUCCGAGUAGAGAUGGGAAUGGAGAUCCAUUACCGAAUAGAAAAUCAUCUUUUUCGUUCCAGUAUGAAGGUGCGGAGGAUUUGAAGAAGGAUUUAGAGGAAUGCCAAACUCUGGCUGUUGACCCUGCAAAUAUAGAGCUCGAUACCCCUCCCGAGUUCAGACUCAGCCAGCUUGAAUUUGGAUCUCAGGAAAGCUUUCUGGCAUGGGGGGGAGGAGAGAUAAAAUGAUUGGCUAGCUUCAAGGCUUAACAUGUUUUGGUGUGGAUCGAAAGAGAGGGGAAGCACCUGAUCGGCUAUAUCCUUAUUUGUAUAUGUAAACUCCAAUUAGUAACAAUGGAGAUGGUGGUUGGUGGGAGGGUUUUUGAGGACUCCUAUAUUUUGUACCACCUUGGCAGCUUAAUGCAGAAAGGCAACUGCUGCUCGUUUUGUAAGAUGCUCUGCUCUUUGUUUUGAAUGGAGAACACACGUCUGUGAUUCGUAAUGUGUUCUUCUCAAUGUAGGGUGCCAAGCAAGUUCAUCUUGUUACGACCUUGUAUGCUUUUCUUUGGUCUCCCCUCUUGCGGUUGACACAGCCAACUAGCUGUUGUGCUUUAUAGUUGGUAUCCGCCGCAUUGCAAGUACCGGCUUGUAUAAUGAAAAUGCUCUGCCAAAACUUGCUUGUGAUCACGUCGUACUUGUCAACACUUCAUGCUCGACAUUGGCACUUCUUCGUACUCUGUAUCAAGGCAAUAGCCUUGUCCUUGAUUUGUCAAUGAUGAGCUAGGUUAACAUGGCCUCAAUAAGUCUUGUCGAAUUUCCAUAUGUUGGAUUGAUGGAAAUGGUUUCCAUGGGGUGCCAUGGUUGAGUACAAUGUUGACAUGAAUGAAACCAUAAUUUAUGGGUUCAAAAAUCUGUCAAUCACAAACCAAACUUGGGUUGCUAACAAAUAACAUUCUUUUAUCUAAAAUGCCACCUUACAGACCCUACAAGGUGACAUGGAAAUGGAAUGGCAUGUACAUUUUGAUAAUGUACAUGGCAACAGAGACCAUAUGACAAACAACUCAUCCCCCAAUUAUAAGUUAGUCACCUCUUUGCCGAUCCCAAAGCUUAGCCGCUAGUCCCUGUCAUGGCCACCAUCAUAUUCAUUGCUAGCUCUAUCCCUUUGGCUGGCAGUUUGGCGUCAUGUUGUUAUGAAAUUUCCUCUGCCCCUGCCCCGGUCCCUACACUCUCUGCAAAAUAUCGAUCGAUGUCAGUUUCACGAGAAACAGAGAGGAACUGAAAUAAAGAAAAAGAGGGUCCUAUUAACUUUCCCUCUUAUUUUGGUUCCCUUGGCAUGCAGUACAGACUACAGAGAGCAGCUCAAGAACAGUGACAUAUAGGGCCUUCCUUCCGCAGAACAACCUGUUAUUUUGGAUCUAGUAACAUGUAUAGCAAAAUUAAGGAGAAGGAUGGUGUUUGUUUGAAUACAGGGCCCUCCCCUUUUGCCCUCUUUGCUCUGUUGCUGGCUGGCUAGCUGGUCCUUGUCAAGUUCCGUGCAUCUGGGCUAUGAGGUUUCGCUUUUGGGUACGUAAACCAGACACGAUUUGGGACAAAGUAAUAAAGGAAUGGAUGGAGAUAAGGCGAUAAGAUAUGUCCACUUGCUGCCCACAUAUAUAUUCAACCUUCUCUUUUCCUCUGAUCCUUCCUUCCACUAAGCAUACAUAAAUUGGACCAUCACAAGAACGAGAGAGUGUUUGUUGCUCAUUGUGGUGGCCUGGAGAAAGUGGUGGUGGCAAAAUGUGAAAGCGGCCGGGUAGGAAUUAUUGGAGAGAGCCAUUUGUUGGGUUGUUCUGCUGAAGACGAAGGGGGGCCUGCUAGUGCUAGCUAUGGCUAUAUGAGUGUGAAGUAUGAGGGAGUUCACGUGUGUGUUUUAAGGGAUGGGAUUAGGUGCUAACCCUUAUAGGAGUUAGCACCGUGAUAACUAGCAAAAAAUGCUACUAAAAAUAAGGAAAUCACUACGGAUUAUUAUAAAAUCAAUACAACAUCUAAGCUAAA
Messenger RNA from Linum trigynum, 5977 nucleotides. Lineage: Eukaryota; Viridiplantae; Streptophyta; Magnoliopsida; Malpighiales; Linaceae. The record is from the annotation of a GenBank genome assembly.